Molecule: messenger RNA, 675 nt
Organism: Apaloderma vittatum (bar-tailed trogon)
Lineage: Eukaryota; Metazoa; Chordata; Aves; Trogoniformes; Trogonidae
Product: insulin receptor-related protein-like
Exons: 5
Biological process (GO): protein phosphorylation; axon guidance
Cellular component (GO): neuron projection
Molecular function (GO): transmembrane-ephrin receptor activity; protein binding; ATP binding
Source: RefSeq, a predicted model, not a curated record
CCGGCGGGCAAGAACAGCGUCCUGCUGCGCUGGGAGGAGCCCAGGAACCCCAACGGGCUCAUCCUCAAGUACGAGAUCAAGUACAGCCGAGAGAGCGAGGAGGUCACCACCGUCGUCUGCGUCUCCCGUCACCGCUACUCCAAGUACAGGGGGGGCCACCUGGCUCUGCUCCAACCAGGCAACUACUCGGCCAAGGUCCGGGCCACCUCGUUGGCCGGCAAUGGCUCCUGGACGGGGCUGGUCAAGUUUUACAUCUUGGGGCCAGCCGAGGAGGAAUCCGGCAGCUUCUACGUCCUGCUCACCGUCACGCCCGUGGUCCUCAUGGUGCUCAUCUCCUGCCUCGCCGUCUUCGUCUUCUUCUACAACAAGAAGAGGAGCAACGACGGGUACCCCAGCGGGACGCUCUACGCCUCGGUCAACCCUGAGUACUUCAGUGCCUCGGACAUGUACGUGGCUGACGAGUGGGAGGUGUCGCGGGAAAAGAUCACGGUGAUCCGGGAGCUGGGGCAGGGCUCCUUUGGGAUGGUGUACGAGGGGCUGGCGGUGGACUUGGUGGCAGAGGGCGAGGAGACCAAGGUGGCCUUGAAGACAGUCAACGAGUUGGCCACCAUGCGGGAACGCAUCGAGUUCCUCAACGAGGCCUCUGUCAUGAAAGCCUUCAAGUGCCACCACGUG